This is a messenger RNA of Aedes albopictus (Asian tiger mosquito), 1032 nucleotides long. RefSeq lists its product as uncharacterized. NCBI's taxonomy places the organism in Eukaryota, Metazoa, Arthropoda, Insecta, Diptera, Culicidae. The record is from RefSeq and is a predicted model, not a curated record. The transcript has a single exon. Bases 97 to 957 code for a protein of 286 amino acids. Gene Ontology annotation, molecular function: nucleic acid binding.
CAAGCGCCCUUCGUUCGCGACAGACCUUUUUUUUCAACGCUCUUGUGCAUCGAAGUUUCUUCUUUCUGUUGCGAAUAUAUUUUGCAUUUACGCAAGAUGGCUUCGCACAGAAGAAAUACUCUAGUCGUGGACUUCGGGGUAUUACCGAAGCGACCCGGCUUACAACAAGUCGAAAAAUUCCUUAAGGAAUUCGUUAAAGUUGACAUGGCUGAUGUGAGAAACAUUCAGCUGCACAACAUCAAAAACUGUCUGUUCAUUGAAAUGAAUGACGCAGGCGUAGCCCCACGGCUACAGAAGCAGCACCAUCUUCAGCACUAUUUCACGCUCGAAGGAAUCAGGUAUUACGUCCCCGUAUACGUGGAUGGCCCUACUACCACCGUUAGGAUCCACGAUCUCCCACCCCAAAUGGACAACGAUGUCAUCUCCGACCACAUGCAGCAAUACGGGCAAGUAAUUUCCAUUAAAAAUGAAGUGUGGAAGAAUUAUUUCUCUGGGAUACCGAACGGCGUUAGAAUUGUUCGUAUGCGGAUGGACAAGCCGAUACCAUCGCAUAUUGUAGUGAACAACCACAGCACAUACGUUAGCUGCGCAAACAAAAGCAACCCAACGACGACGGCCCGCGGUACAAAAAAGCAACAACAAAAUACACCAUCCAGCUCGGCUCAUGAGCGCGAUAUCCAACACGACAAAGAAUCACAGGCGGCUCAAAUUGAUGAUGACCACAGCGACGAAGAGAAUGACAACAACGACGAUCACGAAUGGAGUAACGAGAACUAUACAGCGACAGAAAAUACCGAUGAUACAGCGAAGCGGCGAUUGUCAACCGAGUCAAAUGGAACGGAGGAAGAAAAUGCAGCAAAGCGAUCAUGUAAUCCGGGCACCCAGAAAACCGAUUCAGAGUGGCAAAUGAUCACAAGAUCGAAGAAAAAGAGUUACAUUGUAUUAAAAUCUAAUUAAAAGUCGAAAUAAAUGAUACGACACGAAUGCACCUUUUGGUGUAAAGUGUCGCUAAUUAAAGCAAAAAAAAAAAAA